This is a messenger RNA of Drosophila suzukii, 2672 nucleotides long. It is a transcript of the gene noc, whose product is annotated as no ocelli. Gene Ontology annotation, biological process: negative regulation of DNA-templated transcription. The record is from RefSeq and is a predicted model, not a curated record. Gene Ontology annotation, cellular component: nucleus. Lineage: Eukaryota; Metazoa; Arthropoda; Insecta; Diptera; Drosophilidae.
UCGAAUUUUGACUUCGCAGCGUUCAGACGUGUUCGGAAAAACCUGAAAGCCAUUCGAGUGACAAAAGAUAAACCCAAACUGAAAAUACAACAUACCCCCAGUCAACUGUGGUCACCGAUCGAGAGUGUUUCGUUUCGAAAAAUCGUGGUGAAAAGUGAAAUCAGAGCCAAAACACCAAACGCUUGGCCAGCAAUAAAAAGUGCUAUCCAGAACCAGAGAUAAAUUCUCUGCUCGAAACUACAAGUGUUGAAUCGCCGAUUUUUCUUUGGAUUAACCUACGUUUGCCGACGCAUUUCUGUGGAUUAACCUCAUCGACGCCGAAGCAAAGCUACACAUUUGUAGCCUUGUCUCGCAACCUUAGUGGAUUACAUUUCAAAAAACACACUAAGCAACUAAAAUGGUUGUCUUGGAAGGAGGCGGCGGCGUUGUUACCAUCGGUAACAACCAGUACCUUCAACCGGAUUAUCUGGCCCCAUUGCCCACAACGAUGGACGCCAAAAAGAGUCCCCUGGCUCUGCUCGCACAGACCUGCUCCCAGAUUGGAGCAGACUCAUCGGCGGUGAAGCCACUGCUGGCGAUGGACAAGAACAAGACAAAGCCCGGGGCCUGCUCCUCGUCGUCGAACUCGUCGAGUUCCUCGAGCAGUGCCGAGAUCUCGGCUGCCAAAUCGCCCUCCGGCCAGGCCAAAUCGCCCAAGUCCAGCACACCCAUUAGCUCCACGGCCACCAGCACGAGUCUGGGCAAUACCAGCACAGGCGAAAUCAAACUGGCCUUCAAGCCCUACGAGACGAAUGUGCUGAGCCAUCAGAAUCAGAACUCCUUCAAGAGCAGCUCCUCCCUGGAGGCCGAGCCCACGCGUCCCAGCUCCAAGAACUCCUCCUCCGCCCAGGAGCGAGUACCAUCGCGCAGCAAGUCCAAUGCCACGCCCACAGAUGGCAACAAGACGGAGAUAUCGGUGCAUGAUUCUUCGUCCAGCCGGAAGACAGUGUCCCCGUCGGGAUCCUCGCAGCGCGGCGCCAGUCCCAUUGUGCGAUCCGGAAUGGAGGUGCUGAACAAUGCCAACGGUACCGCCCAGCAUCCCAAGGAGAUGAGCAGCAUGGCAGCGGCGGCGGCGGCUGCAGCGGCGGCCUACAAGGCAGCCGGACCAUAUGGCCUGAAUCACCUGUCCGCCCUCUGCUGUCCGCCCGGCAUGGAGCAGCAUGCGAAUCCCGCCUUCCGGCCACCCUUUGCCGGAGGAUUCUCCCACCAUCACGCCGCCAUGCUGGCGGUAGCAGCCAAUGGAGUGUAUCCGGGUGGAGCUCCGGGCGGAGGACCAGGUGGCCAGCCCAAUCCUUAUAUCAGUUACCAGCGCAUCAAGACACCGGCUGGCGGUGAGGCCAUAGUGCCCGUGUGCAAGGAUCCCUACUGCCAGGGAUGCCCUUACUCGGCGCACACGCAACAAAUGUUGAUGGGCGCACCCUGUCCUGCCGGAUGCACCCAGUGUGAGCAUCAGAAGUAUGGACUGGCCAUGGCCAGUGCCGCCGGAUUGCCACCAGCUCAUCCCUAUUCCCAGGCAGCUGCAGCGGCGGCAGCCAAUGCCGCGGCAGCCCGUUCCGCCCCCUACGUGUGCAGUUGGGUGGUGGGCGAUGCCUAUUGCGGCAAGCGGUUCCAGACCUCCGACGAGCUCUUCUCUCACCUGCGCACCCACACCGGCAAUCUCUCGGAUCCGGCGGCUGCUGCGGCAGCUCUGGCCCAAUCACAGGCUCAGUCGCUGCUGGGAACCCUCUUUCCCCCAUCCGCCUUGAGGGCUGGCUACCCAACACCACCAUUGAGCCCCAUGUCCGCGGCAGCGGCAGCGGCGAGGUAUCAUCCCUAUGCCAAACCCCCGCCGGGAGCCAUGGCCGGCGGACCUUCGCCCUUCGGCGCCGCUGGAGCCUUCAAUCCCGCCGCCGCCGCUGCGGCAGCUGCUCUGGGUCCCUAUUACUCGCCAUAUGCCAUGUACGGCCAGCGCAUGGGAGCGGCCCAUCAGUGAAGUGACUUUCACCUAAUGAUAGAUACCAAAAAAAAUGGAUUAUAUUGAAGAUAAAACCAGAGAUAUAGGACGAAAGGGUUGCCCCCCAUUUCCAAAAACCCUGUUUGAGAUACUUUCAUAGAAAACAAAAAAGAAAACACAAAAACAAUUGCAAAGGCUGACACAUCUCUGGCUUUUGCGCUAUUCUGUGAUACUAAACUGUAGUUUAAAGAGCGCUAGUUACACUUAAGUUUCGCAAACAGAAAAUAUUCAACCACCUAUAAAAGAAAAACAGUAGCAGCCGCAAAAUAGCAGGAUCACUUAUUCUUCUUCUCCUUUCACCCUAAAUGUCUACAGUAAUCGAAUCGUUAGGUAAAAACUGCAGCAAACAGGAACAGAAAGUCCACUCACUCUCAUUUGUUCUCAAAGUUCAACCAAAGUUUUUUAAGUCUUAGCCGGAACACAUUCUACAACUUCCAAUUUUGUUAACGACGAACCCAUUGCUGAGAUGUUCAAACAUUGUUUUAGUUUUAGUUCGCUUUAAGUUCUAUUAACUAUUAUUACGAUUAUCUACAAGCAUACAACAAACCAACAAUUGAAAUAAUGUUCUUUAAGUCAACUUAUAUGUAAAGUAAGCAUAACGAAUAAUUGUAAUACCAACCAAUCAGACAAAAAAAAAAAA